Molecule: messenger RNA, 2481 nt
Organism: Talaromyces atroroseus
Lineage: Eukaryota; Fungi; Ascomycota; Eurotiomycetes; Eurotiales; Trichocomaceae
Exons: 6
Coding region: 1-2481 (826 amino acids)
Biological process (GO): regulation of DNA-templated transcription
Cellular component (GO): nucleus
Molecular function (GO): zinc ion binding; DNA-binding transcription factor activity, RNA polymerase II-specific
Source: RefSeq, a predicted model, not a curated record
AUGGCGACUACCCAGCGUCGUCGCGAACAUAAGCGAGUGUAUCAGGCCUGCGAGCCCUGUCGCGAGAAAAAGGUUCGCUGCGAGCUAGGCGUCGUAGACCAGCCUUGUAAGCCGCCAUGUGCACGUUGUCGUCGAGAGUCGAGAGAGUGCGUGUUCGCAGCCACUAGGAUUAGAGAUCCAGGAGAGCCAAAGGAAAGACAUCGACCCUCGUCCAACACUCGUCAUCUCAAACGACAGGCCUCUUCUCCCAUAGCCGAAGAUAGAUCCUCAGCACACACAGGCGUCUAUUCAUCACCGGCGCUAUCAAUCCCCCGCACUGUCAUCAACCAUACCACACCACCAGCAACAGACCGAAACUUACUCCCCCCGAAUGGUCGCGCGACCGCUGUCUUGCUCAAGGGCCAUCCGCCUUGUGAUAGUGCCGAGCGCCGCAGGGCUGUUGUGGACGACUUCUCUGCGCAUUUGAAUCCUGCCGUCGCACACCUCCAAAACUCGUCCUCAGAUACUGGCAAUGCACCGGCUGAGCACGCCCUCAAUCCCCUCAGUCCAGGUACCCGAGAGGCUUUACGAGCAUGGUCUGGUCUAAGAUUUGUCCGAGGGGGGUUGUUCACUCCGGAGGAGGCGCUCAAUAUGGUUGACCACUUUUACAAAUUCCACGCACCCUUCUCACCAGUAGUCCCAGAGUGCUUUCGUGCCCAUGCGCAACACCCGGCGCUAAUCGAAGAGGAGCCGAUUCUCACCAUAACUAUCCUGAUGAUUGGUUCACGAUACAGAAAAUGGACGGGGCUAGCUGCGGCAUCACGCUCGUUUCUCAUCCAUGAUCGGCUCUGGAGAUACCUUCAGGGCAUGAUAACUCGUCUGUUUUGGUGCGAAGAUAUAUUUGUCGGGGAAUUUGCUUCACUAACGGAUCCCUUGGACAAUGCAUUCUUCUCAUCGCGUUCUAACACUUGGUCGAAUGGAUUUCGCACAAUCGGAACAUGUGAAGCCCUGUUGCUUCUGUUGGAUUGGCAUCCACAAGGGCUUCAUUUUCCACCACCAGACGAAGAUACCACAACAACUAUUGUUCGUGAGCCGAAAAGACGUCGUUUUGCUGCCGAACAUAAGCGACAUCGCGGACCAGGUUCGGGACAUGACUGGUUGGCGCGAUCGGAUCGACUGUGCCGUUCCAUGCUGUCGACCGCUUCAAUGCUUGCUACCGAGAUGGGGGUGUUUGAUGAAGAAGAGCUUAUUUCCGAAGGCGAAAAUAACCCACUGACCAUGCGAGAUAUGGCUUCCCACCAGCAGAGGAUCUGUCGAGUUCGGUAUUUGAUUUGGGUAUAUGCCACGCAGCAACCCGGAAGACCAGGAUGGAGAAUUCUAACACCCGAGCCAUCUCUUUUAUUACCUUCGACGGAUGAUGAUACCAUAAAAUGUUGGGUUCGGGUAGCCACCAUUAUGAAGUAUGCGAAUGAGCUACUCUUCUCGUCUCAAAAACGCACAAAUGAGAUUAUAAGAAAUGGAGAAUAUAUCAAGUGUCUCCAGACUCUGCAACCGCUUCUUCAAGACACUAUCAUUGAAUUCGAUCAAUCCAAAUUAACGAAACAAAUGCGAUCGAUCCUAACUAUCGAAUACGCUCACGUCCAGUUAUGCAUUUUAAGCGUCGCCCUGCAAGCUGUCAUAGAACGGCGCUACUACUGUGAUGAGAUGGCCAGGGAGCCGCAGCCCAUUCCUCCUCACGUCUUGAAACAGGAGGAGGGUUAUCUAAAUGAGACCGUCAAGGGUGCACAAACCAUUUUACUCACAGUUCUAGAUGACUUUGUACCCGAUGGCAGCUUGAGAUACUUGCCUGUGCGCUCAUACUCUCGGUUACUAGGUGCUGCAUUAUUCCUCCUCAAGUGUUGUGCCGCUCGGAUCAAGGAGGUAGACACACGAGCAUCUCUAUCCCUUAUAAAGCAACUCGUCGCAGGUCUACGGUCCAUUUACGUUGACGAUACACAUCUGAGCCCCCGUUGGGGAGAUCUUCUCGACCAACUCUCGCGCCGCGUCGAAGCGCAUGCCACAGCAGCAAAGAACUGCGCACAACCCGCAAACCUGGUCCCAUCAGAUCCAGCGAUAGCCGGUAAUGCCGCAAGCGGGUUGCAUACUCCAAUGUCCACAGCGUUGGGCCCAUCAUCAUCGCAGCCUUUACUACUCACGCCCAACAAAGCCGAUGGAUCACGUAGUGUUCGGACUCACAUGGAAUUCCAUCAUAGUAACUGUAACAAUAGCAAUAGCAACAACAAUAAUAACGGUCUGCAAGAAUUUGAUCCCUGGGCUUUCGGUGGCGAGGUGGAAGGGUCCAACUUCGAGGCCUUCUCGAUGUGGUGGGAUAGCCAUAUUCCGCAAUCGAUAGGCACGAAUCACACAUCUUUGCACCAUCGAGACAGUGAACAGCCAUUUUACCAUGCUACCGAUGGAGGAUUGAUGGGGAGCGCACCGGGGUUUCCAACAUAUAUGUAUUAA